UUAAUCGUCGUCGUCGAAAGCUCAAAGUCUCCCCUCCCACUAUUUAUUUGCUUUUGCUCGCCCCCUUUCCUCGCGCCCUCCUCCGCCUUGCCCGCCGGAACAACAGCCACACCAAAACCCUUCCGUUUCCUCGCGCUGCUUCCCCGGCCGACCGAUGGAGUUCGCUCGCCGAGGCCCCGCCACCGCCGCGGCCGACGAGGACGUGGACGUGGACGGGGGCCGCCGCUUCCCCGACCCUCCGCUGCCUCACGGAGACGCGAUGCUGGUGAUCAGGGACGCGCUGCUGUCGCAGCUCCAGAAUGAUCGCCUUCGCCAGGAGAUCAUCAUGGUCGAGCUGGGCAAGAUAGAACGCGCCAUGGCCCUGAGCUCCGCUUCCCACCAAUGCACUGCCUCUGCCGUUGCCGAACGGGCUGAGCCGGUGCCCUUCGCCUUCAGUGAGCAGUUCAUGCCGCACAGCAGAGUGGCGGUUGGUCCCGAGCGUAACGUCGGCGUAGAUGAGGUCCAUGAUCUGAAGAAGAAAGAUGGAGUGCACGGCGGUAUAGAAUUGAACUCCCAGAAGCCUGCCAUGGAAGAUCUCGUCCGUGAAUGCUUGAAAACUUCUUGUGGUACUGAUAAGGCGGGAGGUCAGGAGAAUGCAGCACUUGAUGAGUGCAAGCUGCAAAAGUCCAAUGAGACUAUACUGUCCAAGAGGACGUCGCCUUCAGUAAAAUGGAGUUGUGCCAUCUGCCUUGUGGAAGCAACCAGUGAGGGCAACUUGCUGCAGCAUUUUGCAGGGCUGAAGCACCGGUCAAAUGUCAUUGCUCUGAAGGCAAAAGCAAAAGCAAGAGCAGAGAAAUCAAGAAAGGUGAGGCAAUAUGCAGAGAAGCCAUGUCCAACAUGGGUUUGCAGAUUUUGCCAAGCAAACUGCACUUGCAAAUCGGACUUGGAGAACCACCUGAAAGGCAAAAGACAUCAGGCAAAGAUCCAAGCCCUGCUGGAAGAAAGCAAGAGCAUGGCAAGGAAUUCUGUGCAUUGGGAAGCGGAUUCGCAUCCAAACAUUGUGCCGCAGGAUGAAGAGAAACCAGCUUCUUCAAUAUUGAUUUGCAGCAUUUGCCAAGUUAAGUGCACUUGUCAAUCAGUCGUUGAGAGCCACCUUCGAGGCAAGAAACACCAGAUGAAUUUCCAGGCCCUACAACUCGAAGCCAAGCGAGUGGGAAAUAUGCCGCCACAAAUCGCCAAGAACCAGCAACCACCCAAAAAAUGGGGCUGCAGUAUCUGUCAGGCCAAAUGUAACUCUGAAUCUCAAUUUGAGGAUCACUGCAGAAGCAUGGGGCACCAAAAGAAGAUAGAAGCUCUGCAUAGAGAAGGCACGAAUGCGCAAUCAAGCAGUCAGAAGACGGCAGGCAAAGAAUCUACCUUCGGAUGGUUCUAACAGCCAGGGUGUAAGCUCAAAGGAGAUGGAGAUACAGAGGACAUUAUACUUUCGCAAGCUUCUUAGAGAAAAUGCAUCAAGAGUAUGAUUGCGGAACAUCGCAGGGGGAGCACUUAGAGAAGGUGGAGAAGCGGAUGUUGAUAAGCUUUUGCGAGAUCUGCAAUUGUCAGUGCAACAGCGAAAAAAUGCUCGCACACCAUCGUACUGGGAAGAAGCAUCUGGCAAAGCUCAAUGGUUGAUCACCAUCAUUCAUUUCGAGUACCGACUUCAGUUGUUUCAUCCGUCAAGUACAAUAUAUUCAUGUUGCAAUGCUAGCAUAGAGUACUUAAAUC
This is a messenger RNA of Phragmites australis (common reed), 1743 nucleotides long. Its product is annotated as UBP1-associated proteins 1C-like. The transcript is spliced from 3 exons. Gene Ontology annotation, molecular function: nucleic acid binding; zinc ion binding. The record is from RefSeq and is a predicted model, not a curated record. NCBI's taxonomy places the organism in Eukaryota, Viridiplantae, Streptophyta, Magnoliopsida, Poales, Poaceae. Bases 155 to 1411 code for a protein of 418 amino acids.